CAGGGGGAUUUUGGCUGGAGAGCCUGUUUAUGUUACAAGCACUCCCUAGUCCAAUGAUGUGGGAGGAGAAGAGGAGAAGGGUGCUGGUGAGGAGAUGAGAAACCCCUCCCUCUCUCUCAAGCUCGCCUUCACCUUCUCCUUCGCCUUCUCCUACUCCUUAACCCUCUCUUCCUCCUUCUCUCCCUCUCUACCAUCUCUCCCCAAACUCUCCUCCCCUCUCUCCCUCAAAUCCUCCUCCUCUGCUUCCCCUUCUUCUCCCUCUCCUUCCCAACAGCUCGCCGCCGAUCUCCUCGCCCUCCUCGGGAGCAAACGAGAUGCCGCAAGGAUCCCUGCCGGCGAGGCCCGAGAGUUCCGGUCCUGCCUCCGAUUCCUCGUACCCUUCGACCCUCCUUCGGAACCCUCUAGGCUCCACCAGAUUCCUUCACAGAGGGACCUCCUCGCCGGAUGCGUAGGCGACACUACGGAGUUUGAUGAGAUGGUAUGGUGGCCGCCGGCUCCGGUAAUGGAGCUCGCCCGCCUCGCUGUGGAUUCCGGCGGUGAUCCAGGCGCGAUCCACCGGACCUUGGAUCCCUCGGUUUUGCCGGUGCCGGAUGUUGAGGGACUGAAGAAGGAUAAGUGUCAGCUCACAAGAACUCCAUAUGGGAGGCGCUUUGUUAAUGAGGAGUUGAACUCGUACUUUGCUUUCUUAUUUGAACUAAUCGUUGCACGGGCACCUUUGGUGGGCUUGAAUGUCUCACUUAGUCGAUAUGACUUGUUUCAUGGGCAUCUUUUCCUCGCAUCUGAAUCUGGGAGGCUUGGCAUUCUGUUCCAUGCCAAAGAAUAUCCAGCAUAUGAUAAGAAAUCAUUUCCUUAUAAUCUGGGCCAUUGUCAGACAGGAUCUGAUGUGGUGUAUGAUGAUUCUAUGAACCUGAGGAAUAUCCUUUGGCUGGCACCAUUGCCAAGUAAUGCCACAAAGGCUUGGGUGGCGCCAGGAGUCCUUGUGGUCCUGGAUGCUGAUCCUGAAGGAAUUAUAUAUAAGAAACUAGUGCCAGAAUAUGUGGACUUUGUGAGAACAAUUUAUGAAGAUGAUUUCGGAGAGGUUGUGGCUGAUGUCAAUUACUUAAAUAUGGGAAAUGUAGUUCCUGGGGACAGGAUUUUCAUUUGCUAGCAUUCUUCUGGAGCAACCAUCUUUCUGAAAAUUGCUAUGUUGGAACUAUCAUGCUUUUUCAUUUUUUUUCCUAUCAGUUCGGCUUAUUUAACUGGUAAAUUUUAUGCAUUAAGUUCCACCUUGGGAUCUUUUGUUGUCAAAUUAUUUUACAUUCGCUGUUGAGUUCGUUCUUGUAAACAGCAAAUGGUUGUAAUUGCUGAGAUAGUAACUUUUGCUGGAAACACUCAAACAACAAAUUAACAGUAAACAGUUUGAGCUUACUGUAUGAUGAAUGAGGCGCUUGUUUCCA
Molecule: messenger RNA, 1436 nt
Organism: Elaeis guineensis (African oil palm)
Lineage: Eukaryota; Viridiplantae; Streptophyta; Magnoliopsida; Arecales; Arecaceae
Source: RefSeq, a predicted model, not a curated record